AUGUUGAAUUUGAAAGUGGUCUUUUUUUUAAGUGUCUGCUUUUUGCUGUUACCCCGGUAUAGUGCCCGGAGGGAUACACAAACAAAUGAAGAUACACCUGGUGCUUCGUCCCAUGUGUAUAAAUCAUUAGAAGCGAAGCAAAUGAACCCAUGGAUUGGGGGAAAUAGCCAAACGGGUAUAAUAUAUGGCGGUAGAACAAAUAAAGAGAAUAACAAUAACGAGAACUCCCCCCAAUUGUCCCUUCUUUUUUGUGCUAGUAAAGGAGUUUCCUGUGAGGGAAACAACCUCCCCAGUGAAAACAUGUGUGCCUUAAGAGAAUAUCCAAAUAUGAAUCGAUGUGGUAGGGCCCAUGACAGAAUGAUACAACUGAAUGGUGUCUGUCCUUAUCACUUCAGCGAUGGUAAUUCCUCCUCCCUUUUAUACACAAAUGGAGGGAUCAUGAAACAGACGAGCAAAGGGGGUGAACACAAAUUCUAUCAGCUAGUUUUUCUUUUGAGAAAUAUUAUACCUUCUAAAAUGGCCCCGAAAAAGGAGAUGGCGCUAAGAAGGUAUGAAAACUACAUCACAGUUAAGGAUAGUGAAAAAAAUGAAUCUUUUUGUAAAAUUUUGGAGGACGGAAAUAUGAAGCGAAAUAUGGGGACCUCUCACACAUGGUACGAAGAAGAAACUGCUAGAAUGUUUUCUUACAAAGAAGUAAGAAAAAUGAUGAAUGGGGUGAGAAAAAGCCGAAUAUUAGUUGAGGCAUGUACAUUGGACUGUGGAACUAAUGGCACAUGCGAAAUGAAUUCAGGAUUUCAAUAUUGCGAUUGCAAACCGGGUUAUUCAAUGGAUAUAAAAGAUAACUUUAUGUGUAAGGAACACUGUGCAGUGAAUAAUGGGGGAUGUGAUCCGAAUGCGUUGUGCACAGCUGUAAAACCUGAAGAUGAAGAAACAAAAGGAGUCAUAAAAAAUGUUGGUGUUCUUUGCACAUGUAAAAAUGGCAACACGAAGCAUAUGGGAUAUUACUGCAACUCUGGUUAUUUCACGAGCCUUAAUUUUAUCCUGCUCUUCUUGUUGCUUCUCUACUGGUGUCACUGA
Molecule: messenger RNA, 1077 nt
Organism: Plasmodium knowlesi strain H
Lineage: Eukaryota; Apicomplexa; Aconoidasida; Haemosporida; Plasmodiidae
Product: conserved Plasmodium protein, unknown function
Exons: 1
Coding region: 1-1077 (358 amino acids)
Source: RefSeq, a predicted model, not a curated record